Scleropages formosus (Asian bonytongue) is the source of this 1844-nucleotide messenger RNA. RefSeq lists its product as uncharacterized. Gene Ontology annotation, molecular function: protein binding. The record is from RefSeq and is a predicted model, not a curated record. The transcript is spliced from 9 exons. The coding region runs from base 141 to 1844 and encodes 567 amino acids. Lineage: Eukaryota; Metazoa; Chordata; Actinopteri; Osteoglossiformes; Osteoglossidae.
GGCUGCCUCGGUCGCCAUGGCAACCUCCGGGAAGUUCAACAAAGGAGGAAAAGGGCAGCGAUGGCCAGAACAAAUUGGGGAGAGAAGGGCGAGGGGAGCUUCAUUUUCCUCAUGCAUAUUAAAUUAAUCAAAGUUUCCUCAUGGACAAAACACUUCUUCUUUGGCUUCUGUCCCACUAUUUGUUUCAGGCUGUCAAGCUGACCUGCGUGAAGCCGCCCCAUUUUGUGGAGGUUCGUGUGGAAUUCGGUCAUUUCCCCCUCGGGGGGGAACCGGACCACUACUCGGUGACCUAUUCGAAUGGCAAUAACCAAGCGGGCUGGGUGAAUGUGACAGAUGUCAAAGGAUGUACUGCGAAGUGCAAGGUAGACAUCGGUGAUCUCUUGGAGCCGGAAGCCUACAACAUCAUCAUAAAAUCUAUUAAAAACAAAGUUGUCUUGGACACAAAGUCGAUUCAUAUAGACCCCAUACCGAGUUUGUCCCUUAGGACAGAAACGACCUCCACAAGUGCCGCAUUCACGUGGAGCCCCCAGGCUGGUGAACACACUGUGUCUUUCAGGCUCGACGGCCGCUCGUGGGCUGCGCCGCAGCACGAAACCUCAUACCGUGUGGCAGGCCUCCAGCCUGGCAAACUGCACCGUUUCACAAUGGAGAUUCGCACUCGCAUCCAGGCUCUGAAUGUCACGGUGACGCGGAAACAGGACGUGCCACUUCAGAUGGCACAAUGUCCUCCAGGCUGGGUCCACUUGGGCAGGAACUGCUAUCGGACCUGGAGGAAAGGCAAGGCAUGGUACGAGGCGGGGCGAGCCUGCCGGACAGCGGCCACAGGAGCUCACCUCGUGAACAUAGAGACGGAGGAGGAAUUCCUCUUCGUCACCUCUUAUCUGCAGAGCUUCAGCCCCUUGGUGCUGCUGUGGACCGGGCUCAGCGAUGUGGAGCAGGAGGGAGAUCUUAAAUGGACCGACGGCUCCGCAUUCAGCCUGACCAGCAUCGUGACAUCGUCGCUGCCACCUAACCAGACCGACUGCUUUGCCCUGCACAUGAAUGCCACUGGUCUCAGCUACUACUUCACCGGGUUCUUCUGCUACAUGCCUCUGCCUUAUAUGUGCCACUACAAAAUUCCAGGACCACCAUCAGACUUUGCCUUCAUGCUGGAGGAGGUUGGGGAGACAGAGGCUCAUUUCACAUGGAGCAGCCUGAGCUCCUGGCCAGCAACGGAGAGCAGGCCAGAGCUACUCCUUCAGUUCCAGGAUGAGGCAUCUGCAGACAAGCCCCACCAGAGAGCGCUGUUGUUUAACAUGACCGAGGUGGUCGUACAAGGAUUGUCACCUGGCCACGUGUACCUCUUCAGCCUCAUUGCCAAACAUCCCAGUGGAGCUAUAGCAGCGCUGGCCUCCACCCUGGCAGUUAUGACAAGGCCCAGUCCACCUGUUAACAUCACAGUAUAUAACGUCACAUCCAGGGAGAUUCCUCUGUACUGGGUGGCACCGGAUCUCUCCCACAAUGCCCUCUUCCACCACUACCUAGUCAGCUGUGUGCAUGUAGAGACAAGUGUGCGAAAGGUAGUGGUGGUGGAGAAUUACACCACAUCAGCAGUGAUCAGUGACCUGGAGCCCUACUGCUUGUACAGCAUCACUGUCCAGGCUGUGACUGCACGGGGUCUGGAGAGCUGCGUGGGCGCACCCCUCUCCAUCAUCACUGGCAAGUCUGCAUUGUGUUUAUUUUUGAUUGUCACCCAGUACCAUCAAAACAUUGUCUGCUCCUGUUUCUUCAGUUCAGCCCCACAUUCUGCUGGAUUCAGUUUGUUCGUCAGCAAAAUAAACCCUUCCCUGGUUAUUGUCAUGUGA